Colletotrichum lupini is the source of this 4314-nucleotide messenger RNA. RefSeq names its product protein kinase domain-containing protein. Gene Ontology annotation, molecular function: ATP binding; protein kinase activity. The record is from RefSeq and is a predicted model, not a curated record. Gene Ontology annotation, cellular component: cytoplasm. Gene Ontology annotation, biological process: signal transduction; protein phosphorylation. The transcript is spliced from 8 exons. Lineage: Eukaryota; Fungi; Ascomycota; Sordariomycetes; Glomerellales; Glomerellaceae. Bases 1 to 4314 code for a protein of 1437 amino acids.
AUGGCCAAGCUUCCCCGCCAGGCGUGCCCUCCCGCCUUAGUAGCGCAACCGUCCAUCUCGAGUAAGUCACCGGACGUAUCUUUCCUUCCAUCUAAGCAUCACAUUCCAGAAACUUUGAGGAAAGACCCAACUACCAUAUCUCAGACGAGAAAAAGGGGCAAGAAUAAUGGUGAACUCCCGCUCCUUCACCCGGUAUUUCUAUUGGCACGGGAGCUUGACGAGGCCUCACCCGGUGCCCAGCCUCCCAGCCCCUCGUUAAAGUCGCAGCAAACCAGAAACACGACCUGGUGGGGACCCAAUAUUGCCCUCGCAGCGGUCCUGCUCACUUUCACGCGCUUCUCCUGCAUGCGCUUGCACUACUCUGGAUAUGGUACAUUACAGCUCCUCUUUGCAGAUUCGACUUCGUACCUUGCACAGUACCGUCCCGUAAAAGAGAGAGAGAGAAAAAGGAAAACCGCAAAAGACGCAACCGCUGAACGACCCCACGACCUUCAUUGUGUCCACGGCAACCGUCAACGGUGCCCCUCCCCCUCUUCCUCUUCUCGGAAGCCCCCGGUCAUCUUCUUGCCGCCCGAUUUCCAUACAAUUCAUCCAAAGUCCAACGUUCGCCUCAUCUCACCAAGCCUACGUGCUCGCCAACCACCACCACCACCACCAACACUGCCGCCGCCCAGCAGCUCACGACGCACGUCCGGUCAACGCGAUCCCAGCCAUACAUAUCCACACCCCGACUUCGACGGCAUACGUCCACCCAUCCAACAUCCUCGUCAAUCAAUACAUAUUUCUCCCGUUCGCCUAUCUGUCCCUACGCCUACGUCGUCCUCCGUCAUCCUACCCUUUCUGACGCUACUUGCCUAUUUGUACAUCCUUUAUCAUCCCAGCCGCAGAGCGAUCAAACGCAGCUCUCCUCCCGCAGGCUACGCUGCCACCCCGCCUUGGCCUACACGAAUCACAUCGCUCGCCAAAGUCAUCACCUUCAUCGCUGAGGAAAUAAGACGAAGCAAAGCACAUGCAGACGUGCGGACCCCAUCCGAGCUUAUUCUGUGCUUCGGACUCGCCAAAAACUCUCUUUCGAACAGCCCCGGACGAAAGAAAACAUUCUUCCAAAAGCCCGUCGAGUAUCGGUCAAUCCCUCGGCCCCCGCCACCGUCAUUCUCGUCUGAACAUGGUCAUCUUCGCCCUUGCUUCUCUGCACGUUUCCAUCCUAUCUCGUCACAGCGUCUGAUGUCCCAUCUUGCCUACGGUUGCCUGCAUCUACUCCGUCACGCUCGAACUGCAAUUUCAACCCGCUGCCAGCCCAAUUUAGCUCCGACCUGGCACCAAGCCCGGUCAAAACCAGGCUUGAGGUUGACCGUCUUUCGCUUCAAGGCUCAUCCUUGUCACCCGCCUGGUUCGCUCCCGGACCAGCGUCCUGAUCGGCUCACCUUGACGACCUCCAAAGUCCAAUCGCGUUGGCAAGCUGUACAUCUCCCUCAACUUAUCAUGGCGCAGCCAAACAUGUCUUCUGCGGAACCGCCGCCUUCAUCGGGUCAUCAGUCCACCAGCUUUCUUCGUAAACUCUUCGGACGAAACAAUGCGGCCCCGGCAUCCGUCGGCCCGCUCCAAACCAAGGAGCCCGAGCCCGAACCCGAGGUUGACCCCGACUCCGAUGACCAGCAAAGUACUGGCCUGGUGCGUCGAGUCUCGAGAAAAGUCGUGCCCGGACUUCCUCGCGUGCAGACCUUCAAACGCCAACAGUCGGAGCGCAGGAACAACCUCGCACCAGUUGAACCCUCUCCGGCAGAGAGGCGUGCUCUAUCAGUGGACAGGCGCGUGCAAUCGUCACGUACGGCGUCACAGACUCAGUCCUUUCCCCGAGCUAGCGCACCGGACUUUUUCGAAAAUGCGUACGAGGUCCAGUCUGCCCCAUCUGCCCCCGUCAGCCCUGUCGAGGAAAAGGCCGAAGUCAGUCUUGGUCAGAUGGUAUCCCAAAGUGCAGCAGAACCCAUGACAGACGAAUCUCAUGCGCAUGAGGUUCAAUCUAAUUCGGACGCCCACUCAGUAACGACAUCUCAAUCUCACUACGAGGCUAUGAUUCACGAUGAGCUCGAAAAUGUUUGGAUUCUCAACCUCAGCAUGCACUUCCGGGAUAAGUCCAAGAGAGAGAAGUUUUUCGUCACAUACCGAGAAACUCCAACCCACUGGCGUAGAGUAACCAUAUCUCUUGACUAUCGCAAUGCCCCGGAUAACUCUCUCGAGAUGGACCUGCUCCACACCAAGUCUCAACGUGACAAAAGUUCCAAGAUCUACGAAGCCAUCAGAGAUAGUCUGCAGGACAUACAAUUUUACCCAUCAGUCACCAACCUGAAACUCCAAACCACGGAAGGCCGCCUUCAUGUACACGUGGUUGAAGAUGUCAAUGAAAUCAUUCAGUACCCUACCUUCCGCCAAGUCCAGCACUUGGGAUGUCGCAGGAUCAGAGAAAAGGACAUUGUCUUCGACUCUCACAUGUCCGGCUUUGUCUACAAGGUGUCUGUAGGAGGAGAGGUACUCAUCAAGAAAGAGAUCCCAGGCCCCGACACCAUAGACGAGUUCCUCUACGAGAUCAACGCCCUGAACCGGCUCCGGUAUUCAAGGAACAUUAUCCGGUUCUAUGGUGUCGUGGUUGAUGAUGAAGAUGAGCACGUCAAGGGACUGCUCAUUAGCUACGCCGUUCAUGGUGCGCUUAUUGAUGUUAUUUAUGAUAACAAGCAGGACUCAGAAUUAGGUCUGCCCUGGCCGAUUCGUGAGAAGUGGGCACGCCAAAUUGUACAGGGCUUGGCGGAUAUUCACGAAUCUGGCUUUGUGCAGGGCGAUUUCACUCUCUCAAACAUAGUCAUUGAUGAUGACGAUGAUGCCAAAAUUAUUGACAUUAACAGAAGGGGCUGCCCAGUGGGCUGGGAGCCUCCUGAAGCAACGCCUCUUAUCGAAAGUAACCAGCGCAUUUCCAUGUACAUUGGCGUCAAAUCCGACCUUUAUCAACUGGGUAUGGUCUUGUGGGCAUUGGCAGCACAGGAUGAUGAGCCCGAGGCCCAAGGACGACCGUUACAGCUCGGAGACGAAUACGUUGUUCCAGAUUGGUAUCGGCAAAUUGUAGACAUUUGCCUGAGCGAAGAUCCGCGCCUUCGGUUGCAAGCCUCGUCUCUCAUGUCCCUCUUUCCAGAACCCGCGGAUGGAGACGACAUGGCACCCCCGUCAAUCUCGGUAGACGACGGCUAUACCAUGCAGGAAUACUUCGUGGAUGGCAACCAUGGCUACGCCAGGGUCAAGACCGUUCAGCCAGCUCACGACUGGUCGUAUGUAAACUUGGGCCAACCCUAUGUUGACGAACCGACGAGGGGCUUCUCACAGGACCCGUACUACUACACCAGAGGCCGCUCUCCCCCAAGCCCACUGCCAAGUCAUUAUGGGCCUUGCGACUCGCCUAACAUGGGACGUAAUGUCUCCAGCUGGGCUGAAGCUAGAAAUAUUGCACCAUCGUACAGCGAUAUUGGGGCAGACGAGGUCUACGAUCAAAAGAGCGCAACACCGACAACAAGCAAGGACUCCGUCGUUACGCCCGAGCCGUUGGAAGAGACAAGCAAGUCAGUCCGACAAAAGCUGGAAGCAUUGCAGUGGACUCCCCUAUCCAGUGAUCUCGCCGCCCUCGAUCGGGCCGAACUCGACCAUACGCCAGGACAAGAUGGCAAGAGACUCAUUGGAGAAGGCUUAGUCGACACGUUGCGGAGUCACAAGCUAGAGGCAACUGCUACCGUCGAUCCCAUUGAGACAAGACCUGCGAUGGCCAGUCCUAUGACGGUCAAGGAUAUCGAAACAGAGGGGAAAGAUGUAGAGGAAGAGGUGAACGUGAGAGAAUCUGAAGGAACGCAAGAGAGUUCCCCAAACGGAAAAGGAACAGUAGGGCAAUCAGCGCCCGGACAAACGGGGGAAACAGAACCCGAAGAACUGAACAGAAACGGGCAACAUGUUGUCACGAUAGCGGACUCGACAGAAAAGGGGCCAGCUGUGGACGACCUGAAAGUCGCCGAAGUUGAGUUCGAAACCAAUGCCGCUCAAACGGCCGGACCAGGGCUCAAGUCUACAAAGCAAGAGGCGGCAGCGGCGGAGUCACCUACUACUACUCAAAUACCCACGACAGACAACCCCACGGAAGCUCAAGGGGCAGAUACACCAGAACUCAAAGGGGUUGGCGCGGCACAUAUCAACACUGAUGAGCAGACGAUGCGAGAGAAGACAUCCCUUGAUGAUGACUUCGCAACGGCGACAACAGCAACGACGACAGAUGCCCGGAGAUGA